This is a messenger RNA of Paramecium pentaurelia, 631 nucleotides long. Lineage: Eukaryota; Ciliophora; Oligohymenophorea; Peniculida; Parameciidae. The record is from the annotation of a GenBank genome assembly.
GAUGUCUUAACAAUAACCAAAAGGAGGAAAAGGAUAAUAAGCUAAGCCAGAAGCAAAGGCUUAAGCCCCAGCUAAAGUUGUCAAACCAUAAGAAACUAAAGAAAAUGUUAUGAGAAAGAUUAGAAUUGAAAAAUUGAUGGUUCACAUUUGUGCUGGUGAGUCUGGUGAUAAAUUGACUAAAGCUGCUAAAGUUUUAGAGGAUUUAACAGGAUAAAAGCCUGUAUUUGGUAAGGCACGAUACACAGUCAGAUCUUUCGGUAUUAGAAGAAACGAAAAGAUUUCAGUGUUUUGCACAAUUAGAGGUGAUUAAGCAAAAGACAUCUUAUUUAGAGGAUUAAGAGUUAAGGAAAUGGAAUUAAAAAAGAGAAAUUUCUCUGAUUCAGGAAACUUUGGUUUUGGUAUUUAAGAACAUAUUGAUUUGGGAUUGAAAUAUGACCCAUAUACAGGUAUUAAUAAUAUAAAUAUUGCGUAGGUAUUUUUGGUAUGGACUUCUAUGUUGUCUUAUCCAGACCAGGUUUGAGAGUUGCUCAAAGAAAGUCAAGAAAUGCCAGAUUAGGAACAGCUUAGAGAGUUAGCAAAAAGGAAGCUAUUGAAUGGUUCAAAUAAACCUUUGAAGGUAAUGUCUAUUGAU